AGAAAAAAAAUUGAAGAGACAGCAGAUUGUUUAUAACAUUUUUUUUCUCAAAAAAAAAGAAAAGAAGAUUCUUUAACAAAAAUUUGCUGUUGUUUCAUUAAACAUACAAAAAAACCAACAUUGUUAGUGUCUUGAUUGAACUUCCAAAUCCAAAGUUAAAUUCCAUCGCACAGAAAAACAUUUCGAAAUUUCCCCUCAUAAUUAUUCUCGAAGAUGAAAUAUAUAAACACAUCAGAAGAUGACUUUUCUUGCAACGAAACAAUUAAUGAUCCACCUAGCGAUAGUUCCAAUAAUGAAACUCUCGAAUCAAUUACCAUCGACGAUGACGACGAUGAUGCCAAUGACAAUGAAAAUGAGGCCAGCCUCGAUGCCAACAUGGACGAGAGUGCUCGUUCAUCUAAACAGUUGAGAAAAGCAUGCCGCAAUAGUGGCUUAGCCUAUGUCACUAGUUCGGGCAAAUAUGUGCCUGCUAAAAAGGUUGUUCCUUUGACCGAAUGUCGUGCCAAAUGUAGCACUCGAUUUACUCCCGAAAUACAGCAAGCCAUUUUCAAUGAGUACUGGUCAUUGGGGACUUAUGAAAAACGGGCUGAAUAUGUUGCGUCCAUGAUAACAGUUAUCAAUAAGAAAUCUGUUCGUCCACGAAACUUUGAUUCGGACAGAGAGAAGUAUAGAACCAAAACUUAUUCGUACUGCCUUGAAAUUGGUGGAAAAGUCUUGCCAACUUGUAAAGGAUGCUUUUUAAAGACAUUGGAUGAGUCGGAGGGAAUGGUUAAGACGGUUGCAACAAAGAUACGAUCUGGGCCAUCAGGUCGAUUGUUGUGUAAUGAAAUGAUGCGAACUAAUGAUAGUCCCAGGCAUGGGAAAGUUGAAAUCAUAUCGGCCAGGAGUACACUUCCAUAUUUUUGUACGUAGUUUCACUCUAGCAUCCUAUUAAUCAUCUUUGGCCAUUUCGAUUUGUACUCAUUAAUUUCUCAUUUUUUUUUUAAAUGUUUGUCUUAAUUUUAUUUUUAACAACAAACAAAACAAAAAAAAGUCUGUUUUGCAUUUAAAAUAUUAGAAAAAAAAAAAUGAGGAGUUAUUGAGCUUUUAUGGCUAACAAAAUGGGAAAGUACCUAGGCAUAAUAGUUUUUAAAAAAAUACUAGUUUUUAAAAUAUAACACUUCCGUUCGAUUUAUUUAUUUCCAUUUUAUUAUAACCCACCCACAAACCCACACAAGCCCACUAAUAAUUUUCUCAUACAUUAUUAAUUUUUAUUUUAAUAUUGAUUUAAACAAAAAAGAAAUAUUUUAGAAACAAAAAAUACUCACAUAUAUUUUGCAUUGCAUUGAAAGUUUUAAAUGAAAUUGUUGGAAAUACUAAAAAAAAAAAAAAAAGAGAAAAUUACAAACAUUUUUUUUAGAUUUAUAGUAAUUCUCAUCUAAAUUAAUUGAUUUUUAGAUGUAUUUUAAGCAAUAUAAGAAAAUAAAAAAAAAAAAUUAUUAAAAUGCGUUGGAGUAGGUAUAUAUUAUUAUCAUGUCAUUUCAUUUUGAUAUAAAACCUAGAAAACGCAUCAAGUUCGAACUAACAAAAAAUUAUACCCAAUAAUUGAAAUAAAUAAGUAUUAAAGCAUUCAAAUAAUUGUAC
Episyrphus balteatus (marmalade hoverfly) is the source of this 1623-nucleotide messenger RNA. RefSeq lists its product as uncharacterized. The record is from RefSeq and is a predicted model, not a curated record. Bases 214 to 912 code for a protein of 232 amino acids. The transcript has 2 exons. Lineage: Eukaryota; Metazoa; Arthropoda; Insecta; Diptera; Syrphidae.